Maylandia zebra (zebra mbuna) is the source of this 1959-nucleotide messenger RNA. RefSeq names its product tubulin beta-4B chain. Gene Ontology annotation, biological process: microtubule-based process. Gene Ontology annotation, molecular function: GTPase activity; GTP binding; structural constituent of cytoskeleton. NCBI's taxonomy places the organism in Eukaryota, Metazoa, Chordata, Actinopteri, Cichliformes, Cichlidae. The record is from RefSeq and is a predicted model, not a curated record. Gene Ontology annotation, cellular component: microtubule.
CGCGGACGGAGGGAGGGGACGAGGAGCUUAAACCGCAGCCACAGCUCCUCCGCCAUUCAGCCAGACUGCCGACUGAUCCUGGAGGGCCAGGACUGUUCAAUUGCAAAUCCGGAGCCCACCGCAAGCUUCCCCCUGUUUCUCCAGCAGCAGCUCUCUGUGAGACACCCCACACCGCAGCGACAAAAUGCGUGAGAUUGUGCACCUGCAGGCCGGGCAGUGCGGGAACCAGAUUGGAGCCAAGUUCUGGGAGGUGAUCAGUGAUGAGCAUGGCAUCGACCCAACAGGAACCUACCACGGAGACAGUGACCUGCAGCUGGAUAGAAUCAACGUCUACUACAAUGAAGCUUCAGGUGGAAAAUAUGUGCCGAGGGCCAUCUUAGUAGAUCUGGAACCAGGCACUAUGGACUCUGUCCGCUCUGGGCCUUUCGGACAGAUCUUCAGGCCAGACAACUUUGUCUUUGGUCAGAGUGGAGCGGGUAAUAACUGGGCGAAGGGCCACUACACGGAGGGAGCCGAGCUGGUGGACUCUGUUCUGGAUGUGGUGAGGAAGGAGGCUGAGAGCUGCGACUGCCUUCAGGGCUUCCAGCUCACACACUCUCUGGGUGGCGGUACUGGCUCUGGUAUGGGAACUCUGCUAAUCAGCAAGAUCCGUGAGGAGUAUCCAGAUCGUAUCAUGAACACCUUCAGUGUGGUGCCCUCUCCUAAGGUGUCAGACACAGUGGUGGAGCCCUACAACGCCACACUGUCUGUCCACCAGCUGGUUGAAAACACAGACGAGACUUACUGCAUUGACAACGAGGCCCUGUAUGACAUCUGCUUCCGCACCCUCAAGCUCACCACUCCCACUUACGGAGACCUUAACCACCUGGUCUCCGCCACCAUGAGUGGGGUCACGACUUGCCUUCGUUUCCCCGGUCAGCUCAACGCUGACCUCCGCAAGCUGGCUGUCAACAUGGUUCCCUUCCCUCGUCUGCACUUCUUCAUGCCCGGCUUUGCUCCCCUCACCAGCAGGGGUAGCCAGCAGUACAGAGCCCUCUCUGUGCCCGAACUCACUCAGCAGAUGUUCGAUGCCAAGAACAUGAUGGCCGCCUGCGACCCACGCCACGGCCGCUACCUCACCGUGGCCGCUGUGUUCCGAGGGCGCAUGUCCAUGAAGGAGGUGGAUGAGCAGAUGCUGAAUGUGCAGAAUAAAAACAGCAGCUACUUCGUGGAGUGGAUCCCCAACAACGUCAAGACAGCCGUGUGCGACAUCCCGCCCCGUGGCCUCAAGAUGGCCGCGACCUUUAUCGGCAACAGCACUGCUAUCCAGGAGCUGUUCAAACGCAUCUCUGAGCAGUUCACGGCCAUGUUCCGCCGCAAAGCCUUCCUCCACUGGUACACUGGCGAGGGUAUGGAUGAGAUGGAGUUCACUGAAGCGGAGAGCAACAUGAACGACUUGGUGUCCGAGUACCAGCAGUACCAGGAUGCUACAGCCGAGGAGGGAGAGUUUGAGGAGGAGGGAGAGGAGGAGGUGGCCUAAGGCUGAAGUCACUCAUUGUUUCUCAUCUGCACUCAUGACUCCAUCCAACCAUCCAUCCGCUCAUUCCGGUCCUACUCUGCUCUCUUUUUCUUUUCCUAGAGCACUGUCCUUUCCCAGUUUUCUUGUUCCUGUAUUUUCUUAGUUCUUCCCGUUUCUGUCUGCCUCUUCUCCUCAUAUCUCUUGACCCCUGUCCCCCUUUCCUGCCAGAGUAGGACUCACACUUUAAACAUGUAAACACAGUGCUCUUUUAGAGGUAGCUAACACAGAUGUGUGCUUGUGGGUUAUUUGUUAAAUUGUUUUUAUUUUGGAGGGUUUGUUUUGCUUAGUGUUUGUUAAUUAUCAUCGGUUAAACAAUUGCAUACCUGGAACACAUUCACUUCAUUCAAAUAUUAUGACUUGUGUAAUUUGACAUUGAUUAAAAUACAUUUGUGGGAAAAAUA